This is a messenger RNA of Harmonia axyridis, 1266 nucleotides long. RefSeq names its product procathepsin L-like. Bases 184 to 1173 code for a protein of 329 amino acids. Gene Ontology annotation, molecular function: cysteine-type endopeptidase activity. The record is from RefSeq and is a predicted model, not a curated record. Gene Ontology annotation, cellular component: lysosome. Gene Ontology annotation, biological process: immune response. The transcript is spliced from 4 exons. Lineage: Eukaryota; Metazoa; Arthropoda; Insecta; Coleoptera; Coccinellidae.
UGAUAUUAAUUUUUAUCCUAUCACUAAUCGCUCUGUGAGAAAUGGAAUUUAGGUAUAUAUUUUUGGUAAAAUGAGAAUACGCCAGUGGUUGCAUUCGAUUUCAUUGCAAAUUUUGACCUCUUGAUUCGAGUCAAAUUUGAUAUUCAGAAUAAUUAUCGUAUUUGUGUUGAAAAUUCAACUACGAUGAAUAUACUCUGUGUAUUAUUUCUUUCUGCUGUCCAUAUUGGUCAAGUUUAUAAUGAACAGAAUCUUGGUUUGGAAUGGAGAAGAUUUCAGAGCAAAUACGAUAAAUCCUACAGAUCUGUAGUUGAAUACAAAAAAAGGAUGGCUAUAUUCGAAGAAAAUUUGAGAGAAUACGAAAUACACAAUGUCUUAUACGAACGAGGAGAAGUGUCUUAUAAAAAGGGUGUUAAUAAAUUCACCGAUAUGACGAAAGAAGAAUUCAUGGAAUUUGUUAACAGAGGUAUGAAGGGAAAACGUGGGAGAAAUAAGAGAUCUCUUGUAGCAACUGAUAAGAAUGUCACAAUUCCAUCGUAUGUAAAUUGGGUGGAAAAGGGCGCAGUAACUAAAGUCAAGGAUCAAGGACUCUGUGGAUCAUGUUAUGCGUUCAGUGCUAUUGGGAGUUUGGAGAGCAACUACAAAAUUUUUAAAGGCAAGUUGAUUCCCUUCAGCGAGAAACAAUUGGUCGAUUGUUCCUGGAAUCAAGGUAAUUAUGGUUGUGAAGGUGGCCUUGUUUCGACGGCAUACGAAUACGUGGAAAAAUACGGGAUUGAGAGUGAAAAAGACUACCCAUACCAAGAUGACGACGGACAUUGCUAUUAUGACAAAACUAAAGUUGUGACCAAGAUUAAAGGAUAUGUAGAAAUUGAAGAGGGGUCCGAACGGGACCUUCAAAUAGCUGUGGCUACUAUGGGUCCUGUUUCAGUUGCAAUGGACGCAACUUUCGAAUUGCAAGGCUACGAUUAUGGCAUAUUGGAUGACAAAUUCUGUACAACAUACGAAUUGAACCAUUAUGUUGUUGUUGUUGGUUAUGGUGUUGAUAACGGUAUAGAAUACUACCUGGUGAAGAAUUCUUGGGGUGAGGAUUGGGGAGACCAUGGUUAUUUCAAAAUUGUAAGGAAUAAGAACAAUAGAUGUGGUAUUGCGACAAUGGCUGUGUAUCCGCUGAUGUGAAUGCAACUCUCUUUUGAAUUGUAAUUAGUGUUAUAUUUGAACUUAUUUUUUUAUUAUGAUUAUAUAGACUGAAAUAUAAUAAUGUUAGCCCAG